Molecule: messenger RNA, 825 nt
Organism: Rotaria socialis
Lineage: Eukaryota; Metazoa; Rotifera; Eurotatoria; Philodinida; Philodinidae
Source: the annotation of a GenBank genome assembly
AUGGACUUGCGUCGAAUCGCAACUAUUAUUGGUACAGCAAACAGUUAUUCCAUCUUGAAAUGGCUGUCAAUUUUAACUAGUCUUCUCAUAACGAUUUUAGCUUUCCUUCUAUUAGUAAGUUUUAAUUCGGAUAGUUUAUUUAAAUAUGAUGCAGUUCAUCUGGACGAUAUAAUACCAACAUCAAAUUUGUCAGUUCAACAUUCUCAAAUAAUUGCAGAAGGUUCAAUUGGUAUAUGGUAUUCUUGUGUUAAAUUGGAACCGAGUUCCGUUACUGUAUGCGAUCCAUGGACACAGACAACUCGACCUCAUCAUUUUCAAACGAUCAUGAUACUAUAUACGUUUGCAUUAUAUUUUGCCAAUCUAAUAAUUUUUCCAUCCUGGGUAUUAUUUAUACUUUUAGUUUACAAUACAAAUAAUUGCUAUUUACGAUACAUUGUCGGUUUGAUUUGGGCUUCAUGCUUAUUUACUCUUAUUCUCUUGUGUAUUCUUGUAUCGAUAUUAGACCUUAUUAGAUUAACAAAAUUUUAUACACCAGGAAGAUUUUUUGAGGGAACAGAAUUUCUCUCGUUUCGUUCCGGUCGAGCCAUGGAUUAUUUAAUGAGUGCCACAAUAAUAUCCGCCAUUUGUUUUGUACUGAGCAUUAUAACAUUCGCAGGCAAAUUAUUUAUUGACAGGGAAGUAGCCGAAUCAGAACGAGAACUACUAAAACAAAUAUCUGAUGAAAAUUCUCCAACAGCUUGGCAAAAGCCGACUAUGAUACCGCGUACCAGAACAUCAUCGGAUGAUCAUUCUGAAGAACCACCACCAUAUGAAUAUUCUAAUUAA